This is a messenger RNA of Meloidogyne enterolobii, 244 nucleotides long. Lineage: Eukaryota; Metazoa; Nematoda; Chromadorea; Rhabditida; Meloidogynidae. The record is from the annotation of a GenBank genome assembly.
UUUCUUUUGUAUGACCCGCGAAGUGGUAAUAUGUCCACUUCCUUUUGGUUUUCCCCACUAUACUCUCUUUCUUUUGUAUGACCCGCGACAGCGCCGAUCCUUUUGGUUUUCCCCCACUAUCUCACUUUUGUCUGACCCCCGACACUGCCGUUGUGUCCACUCCCUUUUGAUUUUUUGCCGCGCGACUCCCGACCUGCCCUCUUCCUUUUGGUUUUGUCGGACCCCUCCUCCCCCGCGACAGUGA